GUGGAAGGAGCAGCGUACGUGGGAUCGUUUGCCUGGAAGUCUCAGAGCAUCGGGAUGUGGGAUCGCCCUCGAGGAGAGAACAUGCUGGACAGCGGGGCGCCUUUCUACGACACCUACCAGACCUCAGAUGGAAAAUACGUGGCCGUGGGCGCCAUCGAACCGCAGUUUUACACUCAACUGCUGAAGGGCUUGGAUCUGGACCCUGGAUCUCUUCCUCCUCAGAUGAGCUUCACUGAUUGGCCGGAGCUGAGGCGAAUCUUCACCGAACGUUUUGCUUCUAAAUCUCAGGAGGACUGGUCGCAGGUUUUUGACGGGACGGAUGCGUGCGUCACACCUGUGCUUUCCUUCCAGCAGGUGAGCUCCCACCCUCACAACCAGGAGAGAAACUCCUUCCUCACGGACUCUAACGGGGAACAGAGUCCUCGUCCGGCUCCGGUUCUCUCCAGAACUCCUGCAGAACCGAGCCUCUCCUCCGAUCCCUUUAUCGGAGAACACACGGUGGAAGUGCUGAACGAAUUUGGGUUUAAAUCUGAAGAAAUAGAGCAGAUGAUGACACACGGGGUCGUGGAGGGGGAUGCAAUCAAAGCAAAGUUAUAGACCUUUUAUUUAUUUUUUAAAAGCACAAUAUGUUGAUCUGCAUUCAAGCUUUAAAUCAGAGGUGUACGAAUUGUUGAAGCUGCUUUUGGAGAAAAUAACUAAUUGUGAUUCUUUUUACUGAUAUUGCCAUUGCCAUAUGAUUUGCCUUAUUAAAGGUAAUUAAUAAGUGUACCAGACAAGGGUUUUGUAUUAAGUCUGUAGAAUGCUGUUUGUAAGCCUCGGCAGAUGUUUUUACAUAUUUUUGCCUUAUUCAAAUAUUUCGUUAUCUGCGAUUUGGAUAUUGCACAAGUCUGUCCAUAUUGUGCUUUUUAUAAAAUGCUCAUUAAUUGUGCAGCUCUAAUAACAGUGCAUACACAAGCCCUGUCAGAUGGUAAAAAAAAAAUAUUUUUAAUUAUUAUAAAAUGAACAAAAAAAGGAUAAUAAAUAUAAAAUCAAAACAUACAAAACAAAAUAUUUUUGAAAAGUAUUUUCAGAAUAAAAGUAGAGAAUAAAUAAAACAUAUAUUAUCAAACAAAAAAUAAGAAAAAAAUAAAUAUACAUUUCCCUUUUGAAAAUGAUUAGUAAAUCUAAAAUAAAAUUAAAAGACUACAAGAAAAUGGAUACAAAAAAUGUACUCAGGAAUAAAACAUAAG
Messenger RNA from Gymnodraco acuticeps, 1229 nucleotides. RefSeq names its product alpha-methylacyl-CoA racemase (gene amacr). Lineage: Eukaryota; Metazoa; Chordata; Actinopteri; Perciformes; Bathydraconidae. The record is from RefSeq and is a predicted model, not a curated record. Gene Ontology annotation, biological process: bile acid metabolic process. Gene Ontology annotation, molecular function: alpha-methylacyl-CoA racemase activity. Gene Ontology annotation, cellular component: mitochondrion.